Dovyalis caffra is the source of this 1347-nucleotide messenger RNA. The record is from the annotation of a GenBank genome assembly. Lineage: Eukaryota; Viridiplantae; Streptophyta; Magnoliopsida; Malpighiales; Salicaceae.
AUGGCAGAUACAAAGAGGUUCAUUACGAAAGAAGAGCUUGAAAAGCACAAUAAAGCAGGAGAUCUAUGGAUCUCUAUACAAGGCAAGAUCUACAAUGUCACUUAUUGGGCUAAUGACCACCCUGGAGGUCAGCUUCCACUCUUAAGUCUUGCAGGCCAAGAUGUCACUGAUGCUUUUGUUGCUUACCAUCCAGGCACUGCAUGGCAGUAUCUUGACAAAUUCUUUACUGGGUUUUAUCUCAAAGACUACGCUGUUAGUGAGGCAUCAAAAGAUUAUAGAAAACUCGUUGCUGAGUUCUCAAAAUUGGGUCUUUUUGAGAAAAAAGGACAUGGGGUGUUCAUUUCUCUUUGUUUAAUUGCAGUAUUGUUUUGUUUGAGCGUUUAUGGUGUUUUGUGCUCUGAUAGUAGAUUGUUUCGUUUGGUUUGUGGUGGGUUAAUGGGGUUUUGUUGGAUACAAAGUGGCUGGAUUGGGCAUGAUUCAGGUCAUUAUCAGGUUAUGAGUAGCCCUGGAUUCAAUAAUUUUGUGCAGAUCUUAUCUGGAAAUUGCCUUGCAGGGAUUAGUAUUGGAUGGUGGAAGUGUAACCAUAAUGCGCAUCACAUUGCUUGUAAUAGUCUUGAGUAUGAUCCAGAUCUGCAGCACAUGCCUUUUUUCGUGGUAUCUUCUAAGUUUUUCGGUUCAAUUACUUCUUAUUUUUAUGAUAGGAAGUUGAAUUUCGAUUCAGUUACUAGGUUCUUGGUCAGCUACCAGCAUUGGACAUUUUAUCCUGUGAUGUGUUUGGCGAGGAUUAAUUUGUUUGCUCAAUCUUUCUUGAUUUUGUUAUCUAAGAGAAGAUUGGUGUCUAAUAGGGGCCUGGAGUUUUUGGGUUUAGUUGUGUUCUGGAUUUGGUAUCCUCUGCUUGUUUCUUGCUUGCCCAGUUGGGGAGAGAGAAUCACGUUUGUAGUUGCCAGUUUUAGUGUUACUGGGAUUCAGCAUGUUCAGUUCUGUCUGAAUCAUUUCUCAUCAAGUGUUUAUGUUGGUCCGCCUAGUGGGAAUAAUUGGUUUGAGAAGCAAACUGAGGGAACGUUGAAUAUAUCAUGCUCGUCUUGGAUGGAUUGGUUUCAUGGUGGAUUGCAGUUUCAGAUUGAGCACCAUCUCUUUCCCCGUUUGCCUCGAUGCCAACUGAGAAGAAUCUCACCCUUUGUCAGGGAGCUCUGCAAGAAGCAUAAUUUGCCAUACAAUAUUGCAUCAUUCUCGAAGGCUAAUGCAUUGACCUGGAAGACUCUUCGGACGGCAGCCUUGCAGGCUAGGGAUCUUACCAAUCCCGUCCCUAAGAAUUUAGUGUGGGAAGCUGUUAACACUCAUGGAUGA